Molecule: messenger RNA, 3179 nt
Organism: Doryrhamphus excisus (bluestripe pipefish)
Lineage: Eukaryota; Metazoa; Chordata; Actinopteri; Syngnathiformes; Syngnathidae
Source: RefSeq, a predicted model, not a curated record
GUUGUUCAUGGAUAAGUACAAAUCAUCUGUUAAAUUAAACUCUUAUGAGCUAUUGUAAAGUGAACAAAGAAAUUCAACAAACAAACAUGACUGUAGUUGUUGCGAUACCAUUUAAGUAUGGAUGAUAGUUUAUAGACAUUGCUUUAGUCUGUAAAUGUUCUUGGAAAAGCUCAUAUAUGACAACAAUACAUAUAUUUCAUACAUGUUGCUAUCACAUACUGUAACCUGUACUUGUAUUCAUGGUUUUGGAUAAUAAUACAUUAUAUUAUUUCAUUAUUUCUGUCACUGUAGAGAAAAAAUGAAGAGAUUGUUUUUCCCCGGGCGAAUCAGUGUGGUCUUCCGCAAGGGCCCACUGGGAUUCCUGCUGCAGGAUCCCACCGAGGAGGCCAGGCAAAUUAAGGACAACCCGUCGAGGAGGGACAAGUCUCCUGUUGCACAGCAGGAGGUUGUAAGGCAAUACGCCCUUGCAGUGGUCCGUCAGAGAGGGGGAGAUGCUUCAGACCAAACUGAAGUACUGGGCGAGUACAUCCUGCAGUUUGGGAAGUACAAAGAUAUGUCCUUCCGCUGGCUCCUGGAGAAUGACAUGGGAUACACUGUGUAUCUUAUCCAAAGCCACCAGAGAGAGGAGGCUGCAGGAGUGCUGGUGGUUGAGGGGCAUAGCAAGGACAGCCUUCUGUCAUUCCUUCGCUAUGCCCUCAGCUUCAAGGAAAUUAAUACUCUUCUUGAGUAUGAGUCCCUAAAAACAUCUGUGCCCGCCCCAGCAGCAGAGGAUGACCAGCUGGUUGGAUUUGAUGCACGCGCCAGUAACACCUGGAGGGAGAUUUGGGAGAGCAGGGAUGAUGGCUAUGCAGCCUUCAUCUUAAGAAGAAAGUGCGCGACGGGUACAAAAAUGCACAAACUGCAACAGUACCUGCAGAAGCAGCAGCAGCAGCAACAGCAGCAACAGCAGCCCUCCACCUCUUUUACCAUCGCCUCCACAACCUUUGAUGAGAGCACGCUAAGGACGAAGACGAAGAGCUGGAGAAAGCCAUGCUCAGCAUCUCUCCAGAUAUACUCAGUGGAUCUGCUCCACCAACAUUAGAGCUGCUACGGUUUUCAGGUCCAGGGCGAAGUUCUUAAAUAACGACCGACCUCAAAGGGCAUUUUGUGAUUGCAUGUGUUCUCGUCACGUUCUACUUUUGUUCCUUUCAUGUGUGUUCUACCUACAGUCCAAGUGACUGACUAUGAAUUGAUACAGCCUACGAGAGGAACAUGCACCGACUGGCCCAGAUGCACCAGACGAUGCACCAGCUGUGCUGCCUCCAAAGAUUCCAGUGCCUUUCCCACGGGAGUUGAUGUUUCUGCUACCAGAGAAAACAAAGACCAAAGAAGAGACCGCACAGCCUGCCCCAGAAACUGCAUGUGCUCCUGGGAGCCCUGUAGCCUCCACUCUAUCUGCAGCAGAGCCACAGUCUGCACAGCGACCCCACAACCAACCACCAGUCCCACCUACGGCAGUCCCACCUACGCCUCCACCUCAACAAUUUCUGUCAUUUGACCAGGAGGUCAAUAAGUGGAACUGCACACACCAGCAGAAAAUAUGGAUGAAGUUGGAACUGGAGUCCAUGGGUCUGUGGCCAGGCUCCCGCCCUGUCAACAACCCUAUGAAAACCUUCUCCCUGUGGCGCUUACCUCCCCAGCCUGAGCUGAUUGACAGUAUUUAUGAUCUGCCGUCCCCAAAGUAUUUUCAUCUUCAUCCCUUUUUCGUCUGGAAGCCGGAAAAUGACUACUUGAUGGGGCGGCUAAAAAACAACUACACCCUGCCGUGCUCUGGUGACUGUUCUCAGCCACGUGUUGUCUCUGCUGGAGUCGGGAGACCGCGAGUGAUUGUGGGCCUCACUGGACAAUACUACCUGCUCUCCUCCAGGCUGUGCUGUAAGAGCUGCAAUAACAGGUGGUAUUCCGACAACCCGCUCUGGCUGGAAAAGCUUCCCAAGAGGUUUACCAAUCUGUUGCCAGCGUUACUGACUUACAAGAAGGCCAUCUGUAAGUCAGUACUGGAUGAGUUGAGACGGACUGGAAAAUCACCCACAGACAUGGCAAAUCAGGUCAACAAGAUGUUGCAUCUCAAGUAUGAGCGUGCCAACUCCGUGCCAAGCCAUCUCCUGUGCUGCCAGAAUGUCAUGGAUGGAGAGGCAGGAACUUAUGGCGGCCAAAAGACCAUCACUCAGUUCCUUCGGCAGGAGCGAAAACCGUAGCCUUUUGGGGGCUACAGUGAUGGCUGGAACGGGGUCUCUGUGUCUGCCCACUACCUCACCGACUGCUUGCUGCAUGAGUUCCGGAACCAGAAGGACACCAUUCAGCGGAUGCUGCAGGGUACCUUUGGACAGGCUUUCCGCUCAGACCACACCCGGAAAGUGGCCAAGAAAGUCACCUUUUCAUCUGGUGUCAUGUCGUCAUACGCUGUGAUGAAUGAGAACUGGAUGAUCCUGUCCUGGGUCAUGGUGCAGUCUGAGAUGGACAAAACCCUGCGGCCGAUGUAUGAGGGUCUCUCAAACCCUCAAACAGGGCUGGCAUUGAGAAAGCCCAGUUUCAGUGGGUUGACAGAGAUUGCUGCGCACCGUUCAGGGUUGCAGAGUCUUCUGCGGAGGAACACCUCAACUGGGAUGCCUGGCAAACAACUGACGCAAUUGUUACUGAGGCCACAUCUGGGAGCCUGUUGAAUACAUGUGCAUCAAGAACCUCUUACAACAACAGUAUCGUCAUCAAGAUGGACUUGUUCCACUGUAUGCGACGGCUUCUUCGUGAGUGUGCCUCAGAACAUCACCCGUUAUACGGCACCUUCGCACAGUUCCUGUUGGCUGCCUUCUCUGUGGUGGACCAGGAAGACCUGCAGAGGCUCCAGGAUGCAUACGUCUUCUGUGGCAUCCAGCCUGCAAAUCCCACCAAGCAGCAUAUUCGUGAGCACUGCAGGAUAAAGAUUCCUCCGCCCGGGACGCUUAUUCAGAGAGUGGAAGGGGUGUUGAAGCACUUUCACCUGACCACAGAUCCGAAUGGCAUCCCUCUUUAUAAGCCCUCCAUGCUAAAGUGAUGGAGGAUCCAACGAGUCCACAUUCUGCGCGGUUGCCUCAGUGAUCCUGAGGUGGAAGGGGGCAUACUGUACCGCCGUGGAGGAAUGAUACAGUUAAACCACGUGCCAU